ACUCGAUAGACCCAAACACCUAGUACGUAGGAAGUUAGGAGGGGUUUGACGAGCCCAUAUCAGCAUAUCACCACAGCUUUUAGGCAACCAAUGCUCGAGAUCAGCUGAACGCCAUCUCUCCAGAGUUCAGUCUUCACCGCCACCAUCAUCACGCCAUCGACGAAGCAAUUGCUCUUGUUUUAACUUACUUUUCCCGUUUAGAAACCAAGAAUCCAUCCAACCUAUCAGAGCUUAUAUUCUCGUCCUUCCGCACCGAUUCGGAAGUUGAUAAUUUCACGUAUAAAAAUAAUGUCAGCUAGGUUGCUGAAGAAAGUCUUGAAAGAACAGGAGCGCCAGCUGCAGCACCACGAAGUAGAAGAGGAAGCAGAAUCUUCUGAUUCGUCCAGUCUCCCUGCCAUAAAUCCUUUCGACCUCCUUAACGACGAUGACUCUGAUCAGGAGAAUGAGUCAGAAAUUACUGAUGAAUCCUUGAUGGGAAACAAUUACAAACAAGAACCCUCUGCGACGGAAAGCUUGGCUAGUGUAGUGUCAUCAUCCAGUCAGAAAUCCAAGAAAAAGAAGAAGAAGAAAAACAAGGCAGCCCCAUCUUCAAGUACAAAUAAAGGUGAAAAACUAUUGGAUGAGGCACUAGAAACUGUGUCCUUGGAUGUUAAUUCUUCAAGAAAUCAACCUGACCCUGUCAAAACCGGACUAGAAAAUGCAAAACUUCGUGAAGAGUUUACUAAGCAAUGUGCGCCAUCCAUCCUACAAGUGGAUCCCAAAUGUCUAAAUCCUGAGAACGAGUUGCGAAGAAUUUUUGGUUCUAAGGUGGUGAAAUCUUUUGAGAGAAGUAAUCAAGCCAGCAGUUCUAGGCAGGUUCGUGGGGCAAGACGUGGAAGCCAUCAUACCAGAAAGACUAUUCUAGUCUCUCCAUCAGAACAUUGGCCUCGCUGGGAUGGAUCUCUAUCUAUGGAAUUUUUGGAGACUAGGGAUGGAUAUCAUCAUUUUAGGUAUGUGCGCUCAUUUUCCUAUGAUCAAGCUCAAAGAGCAUUUGAAGCUGCCAAAGCUAUUCAUGAUCUAAAUGGCAUAGCAAGCAUUUUGUUAUACAACCCAUAUCAUUUAGAUUCACUUAUAACAAUGGCAGACUAUUUCAAAUUUGUGGGUGAACAUCAAAUGUCAGCUGAUGCUAUUGCAAAGAGUUUGUAUGCCUUGGAAUGUGCAUGGCAUCCCAUGUUCACCCUCUUGCAAGGCAAUUGCCAGUUGAAGAUCAGCCAUGAAACAAACAAGCCAAUAUUCACAACACUUUUCACUCACAUGAAAAACAUGGAUAGGCGUGGAUGCCAUCGAUCUGCUCUUGAAGUAUGCAAAUUAUUGCUUUCACUGGAUUUAGAUGAUCCAAUGGGGGCGUUGUUCUGUAUUGACUACUUUAGUUUGAGGGCAGAGGAGUAUGCAUGGUUGGAACGAUUUUCAGAAGACUAUAAAGGUGAUAAUUCCUUAUGGUUGUUUCCAAAUUUCUCAUAUUCCCUUGCAAUAUGCCGACUUUAUCUUGAGCGAGAGGAACCUGCAAAGGAUACUUCUGUGCUUGCUACAAAGUCUACUUCAGUAGAUUUGAUGAAGCAGGCAUUGAUGCUUUACCCUUCUGUUCUUAAAAAGCUUGUAGACAAGGUACCUUUAAAAGAUCAGGCAUGGGCCAAUAUGCUAAAGCAUGCUUUUUUUAGAUCAGAGAAAACGGGGUCUCCAUCUUUGGACCAUCUUAUCAAUAUAUACAUAGAGAGAAGUUAUAUCAUAUGGAGGCUUCCAGAUUUGCAGAAGUUGCUUCGUGAUGCAGCUUUGCAAGUAAUUGAAACUCUAGAACAUAAAAGCAGUGAAGCUAGGGAUUGGGCUUGUGUGCGAAAAGAGGCUUUCUCAUCUGAGAACAAUGAGUAUAGCCAUUUGCUGGUUUCAGAUUUUUCUGAUACUGUACCAACUCUUCCACCGGAGAACCUGCAAAAUUUCAUGGUUGAUCCAAGGCUGAGGGAAGCUGAGCAAAAUGGAGGCCAAAUUGCCAAUCUACCUGCUGGUGGUCCUGCUCCACGUGAUGUUGCAAAUCGCCAUGCAUUGGCUGUUUUGUUCGAGUCAAUGUUGCCAUGGGUUCACUAUGGGGCUGGAGAAGAUGUAGGAGCCAAUGUAGAGAACCAAGUUAAUGGACAUGACCAAAGGAACGAGGACUGAAUUAGCAAUGUAAUGUGCUUGCUCUAGCAGAUGGGAAAUGAGGCAGGAGGGAACUUUGGCUUUUCUUACAUUAUGUUGAUAUCAUCCAUAUGUAGAUAUUUUCUUUUUGCUGGAGUCAGCAAGUUGAAAAUUGCUGCACUAUGAUGAGAACAUAACAAAUCUAUUCUUAAUACAUCACUGAUACGGAUAAAUUCCCUUUCUACUGCUGAAUUCAAACUGCAUGUUAAGAGGUACUUCGAUUCCAGCAAAAUUGUUCUCUGAAUUCGUUAUGUUAUUAUUAUUAUUAUUUUUAAAUUUGUUUUUUAGCUCA
Hevea brasiliensis (rubber tree) is the source of this 2500-nucleotide messenger RNA. RefSeq lists its product as uncharacterized. Bases 289 to 2190 code for a protein of 633 amino acids. Gene Ontology annotation, cellular component: RQC complex. The record is from RefSeq and is a predicted model, not a curated record. Lineage: Eukaryota; Viridiplantae; Streptophyta; Magnoliopsida; Malpighiales; Euphorbiaceae. The transcript is spliced from 4 exons.